CGGCAAAACAUAAAAGCCGUGGGAAUUCUCCGAAGAAAAGAAAGCUCUUGUUUUGAGUGCGAAGCGAAGGCAUGGGGUUGACGAAUUUCGUGCUGACCGUGGCGGGUGUAAGCGCCGUUGUGCUUCUCCUCAGGAGUGACGUCAAGCAAUCUGCCUCCAUCUUCCGCCGCAACGUCAGGCACAUUCGCAACUGGCUUGAAGAAGAAUCUGCCGCCUCUUCCAAGUCAAUGGAGAAGUCCACUCCCAAAGAACUUGAUUCAAAGGUUCCUCCUAAAGACAUUCAUAAGGAGGACAAACAUUAAUGUUUAUGCAGUGAUAUGGUUCAACUCCGGACCAGUUCAAAGCAACCAAGAACAAAUGUUGAGUUUGUUUGGAUGUGAUUUAGAUUUGGUCUGAUCUGAAAUCACUUGACCAUUGAGCUUGGGUCAAUUUUCAGCAUGUCUCAAUCCAGUUGAACAUUCAUAUCCAAGUUCUAAUCCUGUUCAGGUUAUGGGGACUAAUUGGGCAUAUUUAACGAGGGGUUAGGAUCCAUUUACACCAGUUGUAGGGUCUCUGGAGAAACACUUAUGAAAUUGUUAGACAUCCUAAAUUCACUAGAAAUAUGACAAAUUUAAAUUAUAUAACUGUAGAACUUACCUUAUUU
Vigna radiata var. radiata (mung bean) is the source of this 643-nucleotide messenger RNA. RefSeq lists its product as uncharacterized. Lineage: Eukaryota; Viridiplantae; Streptophyta; Magnoliopsida; Fabales; Fabaceae. The record is from RefSeq and is a predicted model, not a curated record. Bases 72 to 302 code for a protein of 76 amino acids. The transcript has 3 exons.